This is a messenger RNA of Nymphaea colorata (pocket water lily), 2113 nucleotides long. Its product is annotated as AT-hook motif nuclear-localized protein 1-like. The transcript is spliced from 5 exons. Lineage: Eukaryota; Viridiplantae; Streptophyta; Magnoliopsida; Nymphaeales; Nymphaeaceae. Gene Ontology annotation, molecular function: minor groove of adenine-thymine-rich DNA binding. The coding region runs from base 719 to 1732 and encodes 337 amino acids. The record is from RefSeq and is a predicted model, not a curated record.
CCGACUUUUUCCUUCAGCAUCACUUGCAGAGUCGCGGAUAUAGAUACAGAGACUCAGGCUGAAAUCUCCGGAAGGUAGAAGAGGAAGCAAAUGAAACCAGAAAGGGGAAUAAAAAGAAAAGCGAAAAGGAAAGGCCGAGUAGGAGGAGGGCUUCAACGUUCGCCUGUCACCUUUAGCCGGAAAAAAAAAAAAAAAAAAAAAAAAGGAAAGGAGGCCAAAGAGAGAACACUAUUAUUUUUAUUUUUGCCGAUCUCUUUCCCUCGUCUCCUUUUCCCUUUUUAAAUGCCAUUUAAUCUCUGCUAUUUUUUUAUUUAAUUUGGAUGUCGGGCAUGGUUUUUUUUUUGUAAUUUAAUUUUCGCAAACGUAUCUUUGGGGAUUGGCAUUCCCCAUGGGUUAAAAUAACACACAAAAUUUCCCCCACAUUUUGACGCCCCACCACCCCUCAGGCUUCGCUCCUUCGGGCGGUAUCCAGGCGUUUGAAAUCCGGUCACACCCACCAUUUUCCGGUGGCCGUACUCCAGCUCUCGCUUCAGGGAGCUGCCGACUGCCGUCCCGUUUGUUGUGACCGGGGACGCUUUCUGCAGCCAUUCGGGGAUGGCGUUCGUCUAGAAGUGUUUCAGACCGAGGAGUUGUGCGCGCUUUUCAGUGAUCUGCGGCUGUCCUUUCUUCAUUUUUGUCUUUCUUCCUUUUGUGACUCUGCUGGGGAGAGUUUCUAUGCAUGGAAGGGAGAGAAGGGGCGAGUUCCGGUGCACCGGAUCCGGCAGCGAGCUAUGGGACUGCCGCGGUGGCGACUGGGGGCGGAGGCGUCUAUAAUGCGGUGGCGGCGGCAGCGGCGGCCAGGAGCGAGAGUCCUCCCGUCGUCGACGGAGGAGGAGGGGUUCCGAGUGGGAUGAUGAGCUUCGCCACGAGCUUCGGUAAGAAGCGUGGUAGGCCCCGGAGGUACGAUCGGGACGAUGGCAUGGCCCUGGCGUUGACUCCAAUCUCGGCGUCGUCGCCCGGACCCUUCUCCUCGAAACGGAGUAGAGGGCGGCCACCUGGCUCAGGCAACAAACAGCGCCUAGCAGCUCUAGGAGAAUGGAUUGCAAGUUCAGCUGGAGGCGGCUUCACUCCCCAUGUGAUCACUAUUGCUGCAGGAGAGGACAUAACAAUGAAAAUCAUGUCCUUUUCACAAAAGGGGCCCCGAGCCAUAUGUGUUCUUUCUGCAAAUGGUGCCAUUUCUAAUGUCACUCUUCGACAACCAGAUUCCUCUGGCGGCACUUUAACUUAUGAGGGGCGCUUUGAAAUACUUUCCCUGUCUGGAUCAUUUAUGCUGACAGAAACUGGUGGACAUAGGAGUAGAACUGGAGGUCUGAGUGUUUCUUUGGCAAGUCCAGAUGGACGUGUUGUAGGAGGGGGUGUUGCUGGUUUACUGAUGGCUGCUAGUCCUGUUCAGAUUGUGGUAGGAAGUUUUAUGCCAAACCAUCAGGAGCCGCAGAUUAAGAAGUCAAAAUUUGAUGCACCAGAUGCUCUGCCACAGAUGUUCAGUUCAACUGCGGCAACAGCUGCAAUUCCUAUUUCGUGUUCAGGGAUGGACGGGAGUUAUGAGGAGAAGAACCAACCAGUUUCUUCCAAUCAUCAGCAUAAACCUGUGGCUUCUUACCAAAAUGAUGGAUGGACUCCCACGAACCCAGUACCUGAAUCAAGAGAUUCAAUUAAUGACUCAUUACCAAAGGAUAGCCAGUUAAGCCAUUAAUCAGUCUGGGGGGUUUGGACUAAAUACGAUUCCUUUAAAGAUGAAUAUGGCUGGUUUAUAGCAGUUGUAAAACUCUUGUGCUGUGGCAUCUGGGUGAUGAAUGAUGUCAUUUGGCUCUCAGGAAUUUGUGAGGUUUGACUGUUUCAAAGUGAAUGCAGGAUUGAUGCCAUGGCUUUUCAGGUAUUUGUCUCACUGGACUAAUUAGGAUAUCUUAGGAUCAUAGUCAUAAUGUAUCUCUCGCUGACAUCAGACAUAUAACUUACGACUAGUCUGGUACGUGUUGUAUUCAUACUGAGUAUCUGUUUUUCGUUUGUUGUGGCUUGAUUUUGUUGUAAACUCCAAUUUCGCAUGGUAAGGAUCAUCUUUCAUGUGCCUUGGUCA